CAGGGUCCGCUUUGCAGCCAGAGCCUCGUGCCCAACCGACGGGCUCUCGUGGCUGCCAUCGGGCGCAGCUGUGGUUCCUUAUGGCCCGUCCUCUACCCGUUCGUAUCCUCUCUGCUGCCCCGGCUCCGCUGAGAAUGGAGCUGAUGGUAUUACAGGUCUUAUUGAUGAUUCCAUGUUGCUCAGCUCCAGCAAACCCCCAUCACCUCCUCCGGGUCUGCUUUCCCCUGUAAGACGAGGACUGUGCUAGGGGAAGGUCGGCAGCGUUCCCAUCCUAUUCCCCUGCUCCUCCAGAUCUGCUCCUUUUGCACUGUGGUUCCUCCCCACCUUUACAGGGUCUCCUCGGGCAGAGGGAUGGAUUGUUUUCUGUUACAGUUCAUAGGGACACCAAACCUCAAUGAGGUCCCUCCGGGUGUGUUGGAAAGGGGUGUCCAGGAGCUGACUUUGAGUCCUGCAUCAAAACUGUUUCUUAGGGAUAAAACAAAAAAAGCACCGUGGUUAUUUCUGCUGCUGUUCUGCAGCUCUGCCCCCUCCUCUGGUGGGGCCGGGCACAGCUGUGGGAGGGAUUUCUGCCCAUUAGGACUGAGAGAAAGGAGCAAACAUUGAGUGUGAGCUGACCUGGGGGGAAGCAGCUCAGCCCCCCCCCCCCAACCAUAUGGGGUUGCACAGCAGGACAGGACCCGGCUCUGUGAACCCCCACAUGUUCACACCGUGUCAAUAAGCAGCUGCCAAGAGGAGAAGUCACUGUAUGUCCCUGCAGCACCAGAAGCCAGGUUUGCUGUUGGCUCCCACCCAUCACAUGCUGUGAUAGUUUCCCAUGGACUGCACUGAGCUGAGGAAGCAGCCGGGGGGGUGGAUGUGCUCCAUUGGUGACCCCCAGCAUUAAGGUGCUGCCAUGGAGGCUCCCAUGCUGGCGCUCGUCCUUGCACUGUGGAUCUCUUCCCUUGCUGCUGGUACUGAGCUGCAGCCCCGCAUGACUGCAUACCACGCUGGGUACAGGCAGCUGUAUCGCCUGCAGCGCCGUGCUGCGUAUCGCUGCUGCACCGGCUGGGCUCAGCGCCCAUGGAACCCUGCCUGCCUGCACUAUGUUGAUGAGUGCCAGGUUCACAACGGGGGCUGCCAGCACAGAUGUGUGAACACCUUUGGAUCCUAUUACUGCGAGUGCAAGCCGGGCUUUCGCCUGCACGCAGAUGGCAGAACCUGCAUUGCACUGAACUCGUGUGCGGUGAACAACGGUGGCUGUGAGCACGACUGUGUGCAGCUGACAGCCAACCAGCACCAGUGCCGCUGCCGCUGGCACUACAGGCUGCAGGAGGACGGCCGGCGCUGUGCCCUGUGGAGCCCUUGUGCUGAGAGGAAUGGGGGCUGCAUGCAGCUCUGCCGUGAUGUGCGGGGAGCAGCGCGCUGCCAGUGCCGCCCUGGAUACCAGCUGGGACCUGAUGGCAAAGCCUGCCAAGAUGUGGAUGAGUGCUUGACUGGCUUGGCCAUGUGUGCACAUCGCUGCCUGAACACCCAUGGCUCCUUCAGGUGUGCCUGCAACCCGGGCUAUGAGCUGGGAGCAGACAGCAGGCAGUGCUACCGGAUAGAGAUGGAGAUUGUGAACAGCUGUGAGAGUGACAAUGGUGGCUGCUCCCAUUUGUGCCAUCACAGCAGCACCGGCCCCAUCUGCUCCUGUAACUCGGGCUACCAGCUGCAGGAUGACCAGAGGACGUGCACUGACAUCAACGAAUGUGAGGACGGCUCUCACUGCUGCCAGCAGGACUGCUACAACUACCCUGGGGGCUACGAGUGUGCCUGCCGUGCUGGGUACCGGCUGUGUGCUGAUGGCUGUGCCUGUGAUGAUGUAGAUGAGUGCUCUUCCAACAACGGCGGCUGUGAGCACUCAUGCCAGAACCAGGCAGGGUCCUUCCAGUGCGGCUGUCCCGCUGGGUACAAGCUGGAUGGAGACAGGAGGGGCUGCAUCCCUGUUCCCCCAGCUGUAGAGGACUCAGUGGAAGCCCUGGAUGCCCGACGCCCCAUCAUCCGCCCCAUCCCACACGUGGCCAUCCUGCGGGAUGAGCUCACCCAGCUCUUCAGCGACGACUACGAAGAGGAGGAGGAAGAGAUGGAGGCAAGAGGAGAGCACACGCUUUCAGAAAAAUUCGUCUGUCUGGAGAACACCUUUGGCCACGACUGCAGCCUGACGUGUGAGGACUGCAAGAAUGGGGCCACAUGCAACAUGGAGGGGACAGGCUGUGAGUGCCCGGCCGGCUGGAGCGGGCUGCUGUGCAACCAGACCUGCCCGCCUGGAACCUUUGGCAAGAACUGCAGCCAGCUCUGCCUCUGCCAGAACGGGGGCAGCUGUGAGCCCAGCACCGGCACCUGCCGCUGCCCGCCUGGUGUGGCUGGGAUCCACUGUGAGGAUGGCUGCCCGAGAGGAUUUUUUGGAAAGCAAUGCAGGAAAAAAUGCAACUGUGCCAACCGAGGUCGCUGCCAUCGGAUCUAUGGAGCGUGUCUGUGUGAUCCUGGCCUGUACGGGCGGUACUGCCACUUGGCGUGCCCCAAGUGGACAUUUGGCCCUGGCUGCUCUGAGGAGUGCCUCUGUGUGCAGCCAAACACACAGCACUGCGACAAGCGGGACGGCUCCUGCCACUGCAAACCUGGUUACAGCGGUGUGCACUGCGAGACCAAGUGUGAGCCCGGCCACUAUGGGGAGGGCUGCAGGAAGAAGUGCAGCUGCUCUCCGGAUGCACAGUGUGACCACAUCACUGGGCGCUGCUGGAAGGAGUGUCCCCUGGGUUACCACGGGGAGAACUGCGACCAAGAGUGCCCAGUGGGGCGGUUCGGGGCUGCCUGCCUGCAGCUCUGCUCCUGCAAUGGGGCUCCCUGCAAUGCGGUCAGCGGACAGUGCCUGUGUGCACCGGGAUGGACAGGGCACGACUGCGCCCAAGCCUGCCCAGAGGGUCGCUGGGGUCUCGGCUGCCAGGAGCUGUGUCCUGAGUGUGCCAACAAUGGCAGCUGUGACCCCACCACGGGAGCAUGCGUGUGCACACCGGGCUUCACUGGCAGCCGCAUGCCAGCGACUUGCAGCUCAUGUCCCUGCAUUGCAGUGUGCCCACCCGGCUGGUUCGGCCAGGACUGCCAGCAGAGCUGCAGCUGUGGGAAUGAGGGACAUUGCCAUCCUGUGACAGGGAUGUGCAGCUGCGCACCCGGCUGGACGGGCCACGACUGCCGGAGAGGCUGUGCCAUGGGGCGCUGGGGUCCGGGCUGUGCCAAUAUCUGCGAGUGCAGCAGCAGCUCCGGGAGCUGUGAUGCAGUGACGGGGCAGUGUACCUGCGAUCCUGGCUACACGGGCAGCCGCUGCGAGGAGCGUUGCCCAGCAGGAUGGUUCGGGUUGGGCUGCCGGCACCGCUGCCAGUGUGAACAUGGGGCCAUGUGUGACCACAUCAGUGGGGCGUGCACGUGUGCUGCAGGCUGGAGGGGGACCUUCUGUGAGCACUCCUGCCCAGAUGGAUUUUAUGGCAUUGAGUGUCAGCGUGCCUGCAACUGCCAGAAUGGAGCCCGCUGUGACCACAUCACCGGGCAGUGCCACUGCCAACCAGGCUGGACUGGACCCCGCUGUGCCCAUGUGUGCCCACAGGGCAGGUUUGGUGAGGGCUGCAGCCAGGUGUGCAGCUGUUUCAACAACGCCACGUGUGACCACAUCACUGGCCGCUGUUUGUGCGCCGCUGGAUGGAUGGGACCCACAUGCCAGCAAGCAUGCCCAGAGGGUUUCUAUGGGACAGGCUGCCACCAGCGCUGCCUGUGCCACAAUGGGGGGACGUGUGACCCCGCCACAGGGCACUGCACCUGCCCAAUGGGAUGGACUGGGCUGGCCUGCGAGCUGGCGUGCACUGAUGGGCAUGAGGAUGGCUGCGGGCAGCACUGUGCCUGCCUGAAUGGGGGGGUCUGCGACACACAGGGACGGUGCCACUGCCCCCCUGGGUGGAGUGGGAGCACCUGCGAGAGCCCCUGUCCAGUGGGGCACUUUGGGGCGGGCUGCCAGGAGCGCUGUGACUGUGGGGCCAAAGGGCUGUGCCACCCCAUCACUGGUACCUGCCAGUGCCCCCCUGGAUGGAGGGGCCAGCGCUGCGAGAAAGCCUGCCUGCCUGGGCUGUUUGGGAAGAGCUGUGCUGAACGCUGUGCCUGUCCCCCCGGAGAACCCUGUGACCACAUCACUGGGCACUGCAGCUGCCCACUGGGCUUCACUGGAGCUGCAUGCGAGACACCCUGCCCACCUGGCACCUUUGGGGAGCGCUGUGCCCAACGCUGUCACUGUGUGGGACCCACCCAGGACUGCCACCCCAUCACCGGUACCUGUGUCUGUGCACCUGGUCACCACGGGCCUGACUGCGAGCAGGAGUGCCCUGAGGGCUGGUACGGCCCUGGAUGUGUGCGGCCGUGUGAGUGCAAGAAUGGGGCCCGGUGUGAGCGCACCACGGGGAUGUGCCACUGCCCAGCUGGAUACAUCGGUGCUGACUGCAGCAUUGUGUGUCCCACCGGCCGCUAUGGUCCAGACUGUGCACAGCUGUGUGCCUGCUGGGAGGGGGCCACGUGCCACCACGUCACCGGGGUCUGCCUGUGCCCACCAGGAAGAGUCGGUCCCACUUGUGAGCAAGGCUGCCAGCCGCAGCGGUAUGGGGUGGGCUGCCAGCAGCAUUGCUCCUGCCUUAAUGGAGGGCUGUGCAAUGCCACCGAUGGGUCCUGCACCUGCGGGCUGGGAUGGACGGGGGAAUCCUGCGCGUUAGAGUGCCCAGCUGGGAGCUUUGGUGCUGGCUGCCAGCUGCGCUGUGCCUGCAGGCACAAUGCCACCUGCGACCGCAUCACCGGUGCCUGCCGCUGCCCCCCGGGACGCUAUGGGGCUCUGUGUGAGCAUGGUUGUCCCCCGGGUUUCUAUGGAACUGACUGCCAGCAGCACUGUGACUGUGCACAUGGAGCUGCCUGUGACCCAGCCACUGGCCACUGCCACUGCCCCGUAGGGCUGCGGGGUCCUCGCUGCCAGGAAGGCUGUGAGGAGGGGAUGUACGGCGAGGGAUGCCGGCAGCGCUGUGACUGUAUGGGGAACGCACCCUGUGACCACAUCACGGGGCACUGCCUCUGUCCUCCAGGAAAAACCGGCCCCCAGUGCGACUCAGAGUGCCCUGUGAACCGCUAUGGACCCGACUGUGCUCUCACCUGCACCUGUGCCAGCAGCACUCAAUGCAAUGCCCAGACUGGCCGCUGUCACUGCCACCGUGGCUCCAUGGGCUCCUCGUGCCAGGAAGCUGUGCCUGCCCGGGUGCCCACCAGGUCCCCAGAGCUGCAGGGGAUGGAGCACAACGUCCUGCCACAGCCAGAAGUACAUGACCCAGCUGGAGGACUUGUUCCCAAGGCACUCGAGUGAACCAGCUCAUGGCAGAUGGGAUCUGGGUGCUGCCUGGGCUGGACAUGGGCUGUAGGGCAACAUUGCAGCUGCUGGCCCUGAUCUCUGGGUGUUGGACACUGGGGCUGGAGGGAGGGGGUUGAAAUGAUGGUUGGAAAUAGGUAUUUAUUCAGAAGUAUUUAUGGCAAGCUGUAGCACAGCAGGGCAGGAGCUGACCAAGGACAUGCAGCACCCAACCCAGACACGGACACAUGGGCACAGAGCUGUGGUUGGUGGUGGCACAGCACCAGGUCCUGAGUGCACAGGGAUGGCCCCAUCCCACACGGAUCAAAGAACUGUUUCCUUUCCAGAUGGGAUUUCUUUCAAUCUGUAAAUAACUUGUAAUUUUUUAUUAUUUUUACUAAUUUUUUUUUCUUACUUCUUCCUUGACUUUCAUUUUUUUUGCAUUAGGUGUCAUUAUAAUGUUCCUAUAAGCACGUAGUGAAGGACCCCAAUGGUAUAAAUGAGGUUGGGUGUUGUGUGAGAAGCAGGGAGGAGGUGGUGAUGUACCCAAUGCCCACAGGCUCCUGCUGUUCUUGCUGCCUGUUCCCUACCCACCCAGUGGUGCUGUACCAUUGCCAUGCACCUGAACUUCAUAUUUAUUUCCUUGGGGGUCUGGAAAGCCUUCCAGCACGGAGCCUUUCUGAGCAGGGAAUGCAGAAGUUCCAUUGUUCAGACCAUGGCUGUUUUUUACUGGCUUUGUUUUUUAAUACACCUUGCUGCUUGUUUUCAUGUA
This is a messenger RNA of Coturnix japonica (Japanese quail), 6152 nucleotides long. The record is from RefSeq and is a predicted model, not a curated record. Lineage: Eukaryota; Metazoa; Chordata; Aves; Galliformes; Phasianidae.